Molecule: messenger RNA, 4365 nt
Organism: Baudoinia panamericana UAMH 10762
Lineage: Eukaryota; Fungi; Ascomycota; Dothideomycetes; Mycosphaerellales; Teratosphaeriaceae
Exons: 2
Coding region: 1-4365 (1454 amino acids)
Biological process (GO): endosomal transport; endocytosis
Cellular component (GO): cytoplasm; plasma membrane
Molecular function (GO): calcium ion binding; actin binding
Source: RefSeq, a predicted model, not a curated record
AUGUUCUCCGGCUCGAACGCGUACCUCGGUGGCGGCAACAGUGCGCGCCAACCGUACGGGCAACAGCAGCAACAGUCCACCUUCACCGGACAGCCAUCACCUUUCGGCGCGCAGCAGACCGGCUUCGGUCAAGCACCACCGCUGCAGGCACAGUAUACGGGCUACCCGGCCGCCGGUGGACUGCAACCUCAAGCGACAGGUUAUGCGCCUCAGCAGCAACCUUCGCAAUUCCAACCACAGCAGCCGCAGUUCACAGGCUUCCAACAGCCGCAGGCCACUGGCUUCCAAGCCCAGCAGCCUCCUCAACUGCAACCGCAACAAACCGGCUUUCAGUUGAGCCAGCCGCCGCAACAGCCUCAGCAGAAUGGCAUUCCAAGCAUCCCGCCGCCGCCGCCCGCAGAACCACAACGUCCGCAGCCUACGGGCAUGACCAGCAGCGACAUCGCCAACUCCUUCCGCGGCACCUCGGGCGCGGCCCAAACCGCUUCACCGGCAAACACCUCUACGCAGGCGCGCAAGAUCCCGAACAUUCGUCUUUCCUUCAUCACCGCGCAGGAUCAAGCCAAGUUCGAGCAGCUCUUCAAGAGCGCGACUGGCAGCGAACAGGCGCUUAGCGGCGACAAGGCCAAAGAUCUGCUCUUGCGGAGUAAGCUGGACGGCAACAGCUUGGCACAGAUAUGGACGUUGUCCGACACAACCAAGUCUGGCCAGCUACUGUUUCCGGAGUUCGCGCUGGCUAUGUACCUUUGCAACUUGAGCCUGUCGGGGAAGACACUACCAACGAGCUUGCCGGAAAGGGUGAGGAACGAGGUCAGCAGCAUGGUGGAUAUCAUCAGCUUCGGUGUCCCAGACGACAGACCAGCUGCGCAACCAACGAGCAAUGCACCAAACUUCAGCGAGCCGCCAAAGAUACAGCAGCCGCAGGCGCAGAACCCUAACAACCAGCAGCUGUUGAGCGCUUUGACUGCGCAGCCCACCGGUUUUCAGGUUCCGCAGGCUACUGGAUAUGCGCAGCAGCUGCAGCCGCAACAGACGGGCUUCAUGGGCGGCAUGCCGCAAGCGACUGGCUAUAGCGGACCUCGACCGCCUAUGCCACCAAUGCCAACGGGAUUCAGUCAAACGCAAACGCUGUCUCCACAGCAGACGGGCUUUCAAGGCCAGCUGGCCGCACCUCUCAACGCUCAACCAACCGGGCGGCCAGGCCAAUGGGGUCUCGUCAACGCCCCUGCUUCCGGCCUCCCCAAUCUUCAAGCACUUCGGUCACAGAUGAUGCCGCAGCCUGGUCGGGAAGCAGGAUACUCCUCCCAAGGACUCCGCGGCAAUGCCACGGUCCCUUGGGCUGUAACGAAGGAGGAAAAGCGUAUCUACGACGACAUAUUCAAGGCUUGGGACGGCCUCGGCAAAGGAUACAUCACCGGUAAGACGGCCAUUGAGAUCUGGGGCCAGUCCGGCCUCGAGCUUGACACCCCCGACAUGGAGCGUAUCUGGACCUUGAGUGACCCCAACAACAAGGGCAGUCUGAACUUGGAUGAAUUCGCGGUUGCAAUGCACUUGAUCUACCGACGCUUGAACGGCUAUCCUGUGCCGAACCAGCUACCGCCUGAGCUUGUGCCUCCGAGCACGAGGAACUUGAAUAGCAGUAUUGACCGGAUGAAAGGCUUGCUGAACGAAGACGCGCAGGAGCGGAAGAGCACGGGGGCGUUCCUGCAGCCGCAGAAGACUGGUGUGUCGUACCUCAAAUCCCACUCUUUCCGCGAGGCCAACGGAACGACGAGAAAAGAUGCGACCGUGUUCAAGAACAACGACGAAGACGUCGGCUACCGUUCUUCCGCCCGUCGUAGGAUCGGCGGUGACGGUGGCCGCUCGCCAAGUCCCGCCAGUAGUACCGGUACUGGCGCAGGUGCGGACGACAUGAGCAUCGAGCAGCUGAAGAAAACGAUCCGAGAGAAGCAGAUCUUGCUCGAUGCUAUGGACUUUGAGGACGAGAAUCAUGCGGAUGAGGAAGAUGCGCUGGAUCGGAAGGAUCGCAAGGAAGCGGAAGAGCUGUUCAGACGGAUUAGGAGGCUUCAGGAGGAUAUCGAUGCGCAUCCUGCUAGUGUGUACAAGUCUUCCGAUUCCGAGGCGGAGAGACGGGCGUUGCAGAGGCAGUUGCGAGGCUUACAGGAUCGAUUGCCGGAGCUUGCGAGUCAUGUGCGGAAGUGCGAGAGAGCGAUCGCGGAGGCGCAGAUUGAGCGGUUCAGGCUCAAGGAUGCGAAGGCGCAUCCAGGCGCGGCUGCCCAGGCUAUCGUUGGUACAGGGCCGGGUGGACAGGUUACGGAAAGCGAUCGGUUGAGAGCGCGAGCAAAGGCGAUGAUGCAGCAGCGGUCUGCCGCUCUGUCUGGCCGGAAAGUGGAGGUCAGUGAUGAUGGCAGUGUCGCGGCGAAGAGACUGGAAGACGAGCAGAAACGUGUCGACAGGGAGAAGGAGGAUCACGAGAGUAUGGUCAGAGAUGUGGAGGAGAGUGUAGGGGAGUAUUCACGCGGUCUGGAGCAAGGUCUGAAGGAGGGUAGUGAGAGCAAAGGGGACGAGCAUGAGCGAAGACGGUGGGAAGAUGGGUUGGGCGUGGAGGAUGAAGUGAAAGACUUCAUCUUUGAGUUGCAGCGGAGCUCAAGAGCGGCGAGAGUAAGGAAUGAGGAGAGAGCUAGGCCUGUAACUGCGACGACGACGACAGCAAGGGACGAAGACAGUUCCGGCACCUCUGCUUCUGUGUCCAGGACUGACAGCCCCGCAUCCGCGCGCACGACGCCACAGACAACAGGGUCAAGCUCAUACUCUUCCUACCGCACGGCUGAAGAGCGAGCAGCUUUCAUCAAACAGCAAGCGGAGCAGCGCAUGGCCGAGCGGCUCGCUGCAUUGGGCCUCAAGACGCCUUCGCGCGCUGGCGCGGAGUCGCCCGCUCAGCGCGCGGAGAGAGAGCGGGCCGAGCGUGAGGCUAAAGUCAAACAGGCGGAGCAGGAGGAUGCGCGGAGGGAGCAAGAGCGACAAGCUCGUUUGCAGGGUGAGGGUAUCGUGCCGCCGAGUCCGGGUUCGAGUGUGGGCGGGAAGGGUAAACCGCCGCCUCCUGCGCCGAGGAAGGGUAGGAGCGAGAGCGAUGGUGGUUUGCAGAAUGGUGGCGCGCAAGCGGCGGCGGAGGCGAAAAGGGCGGAGGAUGGGGUCAGGGAGCAGGCUUUGAAGGAGCAGCAGAGUGCUUUGCAUGAGGAAACUCGGGAUAUGGAAGACGAGGAAGCACGCCAAGAGCGCGAGCUCCAAAAACAGCGCGAAGAGGCUGAGGCCAAUCUCCGGGCACUCGAGGAGCAAGUCAAGGCUGGCAAGCUCAAGAAAGCCGAGGAGAGGAAGCGGAGGGAUGCCGUCAAGAAGGAAGCCGACGAGAAAGAGAGGAGACUUGCGGCUCAACGAGCCGAGAUCGAGGCGGCGAAGGAGCGAGAACGGCAGCUCCGGGCGCAACUGGAGGGUCUGGAUGAUGAGGAUGAGGAGGAAGACGAAUGGGAGAAACAGCACACGCCGGCGGAAGAAGCUGACAACACGCCGACGCAGAGUACGGAGCUACCUGCUCCUGCUCCUUCUGCUGCUCCACCUGCGCCUCCACCCAUGCCACCAACAACGGAUAUGCGUAGUCCGCCCGCGGACGCCGCCACGAGCCCGCCCAACGAAAGCAAGAACCCUUUUUUCCGCUCCAUGAACCACCAACAACAACAGCAGCCAUCUCCAUCAAGCGCGACGACGUCUCCCGAGGCGACAGAGAAGAAAGACACGAAUCCUUUCCACCGCCUCACGAACUCGGACGUCAGUAAAGCGCAGCAAAGCCUUCCCGAUCCCGCCCCGGCGCCUGCUCGCACGCGGAAGACGGCGGCGGCGGAUGAGGAUGAUUGGAGUGUUGUGGAAAGUACAGAUGAUGACGAGGAAGACGAGGAAGAUGGACCCACGGGUGGGUCUGCGAAGCAACUCGCCUCGAUUUUGUUCGGGACUAUGGCGCCGCCGCGGCCGCUUAGUGCGGCUGGCACCACAAGGUCGGCUGGUCCUACCUCGCCGACGCAUGCUUCUUCGACUUUCUCGCCUCCUCCGGCUGCUCCGCCUAUGCCCCCGGUAGGCGCACCCGCCGCUCCGCCCCCGCCUCCCCCGCCUAUGCCUGGUACAGUUGCGCCUCCGCCACCUCCUGGUCCACCUCCGCCGCCUGGUAUGCCUGGAGCAGGGGAGAUCCCUGCGCCGCCUGCAGGUGGUAUGGCGGAUCGGAGUGGAUUGCUACAGCAGAUUCAGUUGGGCAAGGGGUUGAGGAAGGUGGAGACGAAGGAUCGGAGUACGGCUAGUACGGCUGGACGGGUGCUGUGA